Hyalella azteca is the source of this 6498-nucleotide messenger RNA. RefSeq names its product protocadherin-like wing polarity protein stan. The transcript has 26 exons. Bases 1 to 5247 code for a protein of 1748 amino acids. Gene Ontology annotation, cellular component: membrane. The record is from RefSeq and is a predicted model, not a curated record. Gene Ontology annotation, molecular function: G protein-coupled receptor activity; calcium ion binding. Gene Ontology annotation, biological process: cell surface receptor signaling pathway; adenylate cyclase-activating G protein-coupled receptor signaling pathway. NCBI's taxonomy places the organism in Eukaryota, Metazoa, Arthropoda, Malacostraca, Amphipoda, Hyalellidae.
AUGAGGUUGUCGACCUUGGGUGAUGGUUUACGAACUCGCAUCGAACUUCAGGUUGCCGAGUCCAGCUCGCGUCAAGUUGUGACUGUGAGCAUCGAUGACUGCGACACUGCCGUGGCAGUAGGUCAUGGGGAUCGAGUGGGCGGUUACUACUGUGCAAAUACUACCACGAAGCAACUGCCGCCGAGAUGUGCGAGUCACCGUGCGACCUGCAACAGGUUCCUGGACCUGACAGGGCCUCUGCAGGUGGGAGGUCUCCCCUCGCUCCCCGAAGGUCGUCGUGUGCAGCAGCAGGACUUCUUCGGCUGCAUCGCUGACCUCUACAUCGACCAUAAAUUCAUAGACCUUAACUCGUUCGUCGCGGACAACGGAACAUAUCCAGGCUGUCCGGAGAAGCAGCGCUUCUGUCAGUCUCACCCCUGCCAGAACGGUGGCACCUGCCACGAGACUUUCGGCACCUACGUCUGCGACUGCUUGCCGGGCUGGGGUGGCAAGGACUGCUCCAAUGCCGUUGACCUCGUACGUCAGUUGGACGGUGAUGGUUUUCUGAUGUUUUCCCCGGCGCUGGAGCAAGUGGAGCUGCCGUGGCUCUCCAGCCUCGGGUUCAGGACCCGACAGAGUGCAGGGUUGCUCAUGAGGGUCGCGCUAGGGCCUGGUGCUAUCAGUGCACUCGAGAUUGUAGGAGGAGUGCUGCAGUACAGCUACGGCAACACCACCGUGCGCAUCACUGAAGCCCAGGUGGAUGAUGGAAAAUGGCACAACGUGGAAGUAAAAUGGAUGCCUGGAGAAGUGUGGAUAAGCUUGGAUUACGGAGACCACGAGAUGACUCGGCGCUCCGCUGAAAAAGUUUCAGGACAUUACAUUGACAAGAUAAGCGUUGGGGGCGUUGAAGCCAGCGACAACGUGGAUGUGACGUUCUUCAAAGGUUGUGUAAAGGACGUAAAAAUGGGAAGUCCCCGGAGCGUGGCGUUAGUGCCCAGCUUCGAGGGCGGCGUGAGCGAAGGCUGCUCGUCUCCUGACGCGUGUCGCACCAACCCUUGUCCUCUGAGCAGCAUUUGUAAGAGUUCGUGGCACAGCUACGAGUGUGACUGCAACAAGGGAUAUUAUGGCACCCGCUGUGUCGAUGUCUGCACCUUGAAACCCUGCCAGAACAACGGCACUUGCGUGCUUGAUGUCGACUCGAGACGUGGCUACCGAUGUGACUGCAGGAACACCAAGCAUGCUGGGGAAUACUGUGAGGUGGCCGAAGCUAAGCCCUGCCCCAACACGUGGUGGGGCUACCCAGUGUGUGGCCCCUGCAACUGCGACGUCGAGAAGGGCUACGCUGGCGAGUGUAACAAGAGCACCGGCGAGUGCCGCUGCGAGACUAACCACUACCAGAAGAAAGACUCUGACUGGUGCCACCCCUGCGACUGUUACCUGGAAGGGUCGCUGUCGAGCAGCUGCGACCAGCAGACGGGACAGUGCCAGUGUCGGCCGGGCGUCAUAGGGCGGCGCUGCGAUCAGUGUGCUAACCCCUUUGCUCAGGUCCACAUCUCUGGCUGCCAGAUUGUUUACAACGGGUGUCCCAAGAGCUUCCACUCCGGGGUGUGGUGGGGGGAGACAGUUUUCGGGGGGAGUGCGGUGCAGCAAUGUCCCCCGGGGGCUGAUGGCCAGGCUAGCCGCUACUGCGACCAGGACGUCGGCUGGGCGCUGCCCGACAUGUUCAACUGCGUCAGCCAGACAUUUGCACAACUCAAGGAUGUGUUGGCUCAAGUGGAGGACGGUCGGCUGUCCGUGUCGAGUUACGUGGCCAUCAAGGUAGCGUCGGACCUGAACAACGCGUGCUCGGCCACGCCUGAGAUGUGGGGCUCAGAUGUGCUCAUCACAUCCCGCCUCCUCAUCCUCUUGCUCGAACACGAGACCACACAACAAGGGCUCAACCUCACACAUCGUCAGGAUAAACAUUAUAUUCAAAAUUUAAUGGAGUCCGCCAGUAUCGUGAUGCAGCCAAAGUAUGCAUCGCACUGGCACCGCAUCAACGGCCUGCAGGGUUUCGGGGCAGACGCUCUUCUUCUUCAGCUCGAGAAAUACUCGGAGACGCUCGCAGCCACGCAGGGCGACACGUUCACGCAACCUUUUGAGGUCCCAACCAAUAACAUCGUGUUCGGCAUGGACACGGUGAGCGCCUCAGAGUUGUACGGGACUCAGUCCAAGGUGCUUAUGAUGGGACAUGAUCAGCCCAUAUCACGUGUCACUAUCCCUGAGGAGGCUGACCUCAUGGACCAUGACUUCCCUUUGGAGGGAGAAAAAUCGUCCGUGAUUGUCCCUAAGUACAGCAAUUACUUGAAGAACCAACAGCGAUGGGCGCACGGAUCUUCUGCCCGCAUUCCUCUUGAGCUGCUGAAACUUCCUGACGUCCAGAGAGGAGACAAGUCAUCAAGUUCCCAAAUGCACUCAUCCAGGGCGGUAGUGAGUUAUAUUAUCACCCGUUCAAUGGGCACGUUACUUCCCAAUGCCUUUGACCGAUCAGUGGAACAGCGCUGGGGAGUAGGUCUGUCCCCCAGGGCGCCGGUGAUAACGCUGGCUGUCCGCACCCACAGCGAUGACCAGGAAAAUGAAGGCCAGCUUCUUAAAGGAGAAAUAUUUUUACCUGUCCGGCUGCAGUUCAGGCUCGAAGGCGUCGGAAAAAGAGCCAAUCCUCAAUGCGUUACUUGGAGCGUUGAUAGCAGUGGGGAAGGAGUUUGGAGUCGCCGAGGCUGCCAUACGAGUCGGCCGCUGGAAGGCGUUGGCUUGUACAGCAACAGCUCCUUCGUGAACUGCACCUGCACGCAUCUCUCCAGCUACAGCGUCCUGCUGAACGAUGCAGAAGCUGAGUUCCUGGCUGAACCGUCGGUGGCGGAAGACAUCACGACGUACACUGGACUGGUGCUGUCCCUGAUCUUCCUGUCGCUGGCGUUCAUCUGCUUUUGUCUGCUGGGCCGCGAGGCCACCAACAGCAACAGCAUCCACAAGAACAUCACCGCGUGUCUCUUCCUGGCACAGCUUCUCUUCCUUGUGGCAUUGAAAACUCGACACUCUCUCGUGCAUCUUGAUUUCCCGUGCAAGAUGGUGGCAAUAGGCCUGCACUACUUCUGGAUGUGCGUGUUCACGUGGCUGCUGAUCGAGGGCGUACACCUCUACCGCAUGCUCGUCGAGAUGGGCGUCAUCAACCUGGGGCCCAUGCGCUACUAUUACUCAGCGGGCUACGGCUUCCCGGCCGUCAUCGUGGGGCUGUCCGUCGGGGUGCGCUCCGAUCAGUACGGCAACUACUUCUUCUGUUGGCUGAGUAUCUACGAAGGCGUGGUGUGGGCGAUGGUUGGCCCCAUCACUGCUCUGGUGGCCAUCAUCCUGCUGGUGUUCUUCCUGGCCAUCAAAGCGUCCAUCACCGUCAGCAGCAACAAGGCCGUUGUCCACACCAAGUCCAUCAGUGACACCAAGACCAUUAGGACCUUGUUAUGGGUAGGACUUCUUUUCCUACCUCUGCUGGGGGCGACGUGGGUUUUGUCAGUGUUGUCGGUGUCAGAAGACCUCGAGAUUCUCCACUACAUCUUCUCGUUGAUGUCAGUGGCGACUGCUCUGUACAUCCUCAUUGGGUAUUGCCUCAUCAACGGCAUUGCGAGAAGCUCUCUGCACGGCAUCAUCACCACGGGCAAGACAUACGGCAAGACUGCGACUGUCACUCGCUCUUCCAUGAGCUCCCGGUCAACAUUCCCCUACAAAGACACGUUCAACGUUAACCGCCGUAACAUCGGCAUCUCGACGGCAUCUACAACGUCGCGUUCGACGUGCAAAACGUCAUCUUCUCCCUACAGCCGCAACGAAAAUGACGUAACGUUGGCCGGCAACCCGGUGACGUCGAGCAACCACAGCAACAGCAACACCGACGUCAACUCGCAGAGCGUCAAGUCGCCUUACGCUUUCAAUGACUCAACAACUUUCCACAGAAAGAAAUCUCGCGGCGAGCGCCGAGGAAGCGAGAGUGAGAGCGAGCUGAGUCUGGAGCAGCAGGCGAGCAUGGAGCUCGCGUCGUCGCACUCCAGCGAUGAGGACACCACCGUGCACAACGGCUCCUUGCGGGUCACGGACUGGCGCACUAAUCCUGCUCCGCCUGUCCCUCCGAAGCCCUCAGCAUCGUACCUGCCGAACAUUUACGACCUGGACCACGGCGCCCCAGACGAUGGGGAGGCCAUGGGCCCCCAACUGAUGCCCCCAGACCUCCCUCCCACAACAUGUGCUGCAGACCCUGAUGUCACCGUUGCAGGGGCUUCCCCCUCCCUCAGACACAACAUCAGACCGGUGUACGCGCAGCACUGGUCUUCUCAGCUGCCACCAGCCUUCCCCUCACUUUACAAACCAGCUGGAGGGGACGGACCGGUGACGUCACCCCUGUGGGGGGGCAGCGUGGCGGGGGAGCGGUUGUCCACAACCACGGCGUCCGACAACGAGCUUACGGACGGCGGGGGUGGUGGAGACAACCUCAGGGUUGAAAACAGACCCCUGCACCGAUACAUGGACCAGUCGCGGCCUCAGUACUCCCCAGUCACGGCUGAUCCCCUCUACGGAACCUACUCCCCAAACUCCAGUAAACGUCACUUCUCCCCAGACGUCAAAAAGUUCCCCACGAUGGACACAAAGCGCUAUUCCCCUGUAGUAAAUAAAGGCUACCCCUCAGACCCUCUCUCUAACAUGUACAGUCAUGAUGCCAAGUCACAACAGCGAUCGCAGAACAAUUUGGACGCUUUAAUGUUACGCAGCGAAUCUCGAGCAAGUCGAGGGAGUGUGGACAGUGAACGGAGAAAAUAUUCCCCUCACCAUCCUCUACAGGGGUCACCUCGCCUCGAGACAGGUGGCACCCCUCAGUCCCAAAAAAGAUAUCUCCACAACCUCAUGGAAGACCCGAGCCCUGAGGCAUUACCAGCUCCCGUGGUCACGUCAAUGGCCACAUCGACCAGCAGCAGCAGCAACAACAGCAACGCUAAUGUGAACGAGGUCAACAACUUGGACAUAUCUCCCUCCGACAUACCUCCUCAACACCCUCCUCCCUCUAUACCUACACCUUCCUCAUCCUCGUCGUCAGAACUCUACGGACAUGCACUCCCUGCUCGGUCCACUCCCUCCUUCAUACCCCCAACCACGACCUCCUACUACCCCCCUUCCUCCCUUUCAUCCACUCUACUUUCUAGUCACCGAAUCCCGCCUCUCACCGCUGGGCUGUCCGAUUCCGAGUGAGUGUUGUGGUGGCCCCGGCUUCGACUUCGUGCUUGCUGCUUUUAUGCCAACAGCCUUGUUCGUUCUAACCAUUGCCUGAAUUCAAAUUUUAAUUCGCUCAUUACUUACAUUCCUGGUUUUUAGUGUCUGAAAAUAAAAGUAACUAAAAGAUUCUUUGGUUAGGUUAGAAACGAGACAGAUUUUAACCCUUCCGUCAUUAUUGGAACCACUUCUGGAUUUGAACGUAGAUUGUGAAGGGCAAAACGACUGUGUAGAUGCAACUAUCUCUGUUAAACAUCUGUAAAAAGAAUACUAAUUCAAUUCAAGCCUUUCCAAUCUUCGUGAAAUCCUUUUGGGCUCCGAGUUUACUAUUAAUACCUACAAUUAGAAUGCUGUUUUCAUCACCUUACUUUCAAAGUUGAGUUUUCUCUUCACGAAAACUAGUUUGUCUUGAAAUAACCUCGUUUUCUAUUGUUCCCGCUAUGCUUGUUAACUAAUUUGUAAUUUUUGAAGCUUAUGCAGAGUUUAACAUAAAUAUAUAUUGAUGGUUUAUAUCAUUUUACUUAUCGUUAAUAAACUCUCGCCACAGUUAAGGUACAUUCUACUAUAUAUUUCAUUUGGUUUGUCUAGUUAGCAUCUCGAUAUCGAGAUGGUUUUACACAUAUGGAUGAACAGGUUUGAGUUUCUUGUGUUACCGCGUCCUUUUCUCGUUUUUAGCUUGAAUUGUUUAAAUAACUUGAUGCAUUGUAUGCUUCCUGCUGUAUGGGGGUGGGUGGGUGACAUGCUGACUGCAGAAUGAGGUGUCAGACAACAUUGACUGUCGUGUGUGCAUGAGUGCUGUGUAAUGAGUGUAAUUGCUGUUAGUAAACAUCUAUCAAAACAGACCGCAGUCGUGGUACACUUAGUCCAAGUACCAUUACGACGACACAAAGAUCAACUAACAAUUGACUCUCAGUGUGGCUUAAAUCAACAGCAGCUAUGUAUAUGCCGUUAUUGCGAUACAACACAGUUCACAGCCAGUUCAAAUUACCAAUAAUUAAAGCCUGGCAUAUUUUCAGAUCGCAGGGAUCAAAAAUAUCUUCGAAAUAGAGUGGUUAUUACAGGAAUAUUGUAACCACGGACAGUCGAGAUUAUGUGAGCCAUUGCUAGUUAUUUUAACCUCUCUAUCGCAUUUUAAGCCUACUGUCUCAAUGUUCUCUGCACGCUGCAUGUUGGAAUAACCUCAAAAAGCUUCAUCUUUAUUUUCUGAACACGGUAAUUUGUAAAGAACUG